AUGGGCCUCUCUUCCGGUGGUUACGGUGCGGUCGCUUACAGCAGCAUGUAUCCCAAAAGAGUGGCGGCCGCGCUUUCAUCUUCCCCUGCACAGGUGGGCUCGCUGAACAGCAGUAUACCCGGCUUUGUGCAUGUGCCGGUAUGGAUUGCAAACGGGGGUGUUGACAUUAACCCCGAUCCGUAUGCGGUGCAGGCAUUUAAUGCUGCUUUCCGGAAUGCAGGCGGCAAUAUUUACCAGCAGUUUUUCUCAGAUAACGGACACAAUACAUGGACGGAUAUGUGGAAUAUGCAGGCUGCCAACGGCAGUUUUAUCAGUACCGGCUACUGGAACAGCGCCCACAAAGCACAACCGCUGCUGUAUUAUGGCAAUAGCCAGUUCUGCACCGGGCAGCCAAUCGCGGCCCGCAUGGGUAUCACCGCCGGUUAUUACGCCUACCAGUGGCAACUGAAUGGAUUUACGAUUGCAGGGGCUACCGGUAACGAAUACACCGCAACGCAGGUGGGCCGCUACAGGGUACGUUUUAUGAGAGAGGCAGGUGGCAUUUGGUCUGCCUGGACGCCCAACCCGGUGCUCAUAAGCACCAAAAACUGCGCAACAGAUACCUUGUAUGCUGAACAUUUCAGUUUUGAUAAACCCUAUUUUUCCGCUCCUGGAUACAGCAUGGGCAAUUUUAACUGCAUGGGGGGAAUCGUCACCAAUGGUACCAAUAUGUUUACACAGGAUGCCAGCGGUAUUCAGGGCGGCCGUUUCCUGGUAAACUAUACAAAAGCAGGUACAAAUUGUACUUUUACGGCCGGAGAUGAAGUUUGGAAAAUCUAUCAGCCUGUAACCGUUACGCCGAACACCAAUUACGAGUUUAGUUUUUAUACAGGCAACCAGAAUGGCAAUAACCCCGCACAACUGGCACCCACUGUAAAUGGAACCGCGCUUACCAGCGGAUUUGUACAGGCUACCGGUGCCGGAAAUACCAGCUGGAAAAAGUUCAUUUUUACUUGGAAUUCGGGCACGGCUACCGUGGCAGACCUGGGUAUUAUCAACCGUUCCGCGGUUACCACCGGCAAUGAUUUUACCAUUGAUGAUAUAAGCUUUACAACAGCCGCUGCAGUGCCUGUUCCGGGCUGCACAGCCAACCUCUUGCCCGCCAAUGGCGGAUCGGUUACCACCAGUACUACGGCUGCAUUAAGCUGGUCAGCUGCCAGCAAUGCCGCCAGCUAUGAUGUUUACCUGUGGGUAAGCGGUACAGCCUUGCCUUCAGUACCCGUCGCAAACGUAUCUUCCACUGCUUACAACGCUGCAGGCCUUACUGCUGCUACCAAAUACACAUGGUUUGUAGUUCCCCGGAAUAGUAAUGGCACAGCUGCUACCGGCUGCAGCGCCAGCCAGACCAGCUUUCUAACCGCAGUGGCUGCCCUUCCUGUACCUGCCUGCGUUGCUGGUAUUUUACCCGCCAAUGGCGCUUUACUUACAACUGCUUCCAGCGCUGUGUUAACAUGGGCGCCCAGCGUCAGCGCUGCAUCUUACGAAGUAUAUCUAUGGCAGGGUAGUACACCGCCUUCAACUGCAAGGGCAUCGGUUACCGGGACUGUAUACAAUGCCACCGGGCUUAUUCCCGGCACUGUGUACAACUGGUAUAUUGUACCCAGGAACGCGGCUGGACCUGCAACAGGCUGCAGCAGCAAUAAAUACAUUUUCACGACAGGCAAUACUGCUGUGGUACCUGGCUGCGCCAUUAACCUUCUUCCGCUAAACGGGGCGGUUAUUCCGGGUUCAGGAUCUGUUGGUUUAUCCUGGACGGCGGUGCCCGGCGCCAGCAGCUAUGAUGUAUAUGCAUGGAAAGGCAAUACUGCGCCUGUUGCUGCAACUGCUACGGUGAAUACAAAUUUGUAUAACCUGGCUGGCCUGGUGCCUUCAACAUCCUAUCAUUGGUAUAUAAUACCGAGGAAUGCCACAGGAGCUGCAGCAGGCUGCAGUACGGCGGUCACGGGAUUCACCACAUCUUCAGCAGGCAGCGCAACCGGCAAUGGAUUGACCCCGUAG
Messenger RNA from Ostertagia ostertagi, 2037 nucleotides. The record is from the annotation of a GenBank genome assembly. NCBI's taxonomy places the organism in Eukaryota, Metazoa, Nematoda, Chromadorea, Rhabditida, Trichostrongylidae.